GUCCUUUUUUCCUCUCUCUCUCUCUCGCUCGCCCCUUCGCUUCUUUUCCGUUUCUCUCUCUGAUCUCAGAGAAUCCAUAUCGCGACGACGUUCGUCGGGAAAAGGAGAGAGGGAGAGACACUUCUGGAAGGCCUCAGUUCUAGGGAUUGCGGUCAGCCAUUUUUUCCGGACUGCGGUUGAAGGAUUCGAGAGAGGGAGGGGAGAGAUAGCGCGCGCGAGAGAGGAGGAGGAGGAGAAGGAGAAGUUGGCGUAAUAAUGUCGGCAUUGGAUUCUGUCGAUUCACUUCUCUUCUUUCUCAGCGGAGCUUUCUGCAGUCCUGUAGCUGUAUUCGUUCAGAUCCAGGGAUGUAUGAUUUGCUUAACUCUUGCAAUUGGGUGGGCGUUUGCUGCUUAUGUCAGGAACAGAGAGAUCAAACAAAUGAAGGAAAGCAUGAGAACAGGCAAUAGCUUUGCCUUUCUUUUUCAUGAUGUUAAUGCUCUUGAGCACUCUAAUCAGGUCAAUCUUCCAAGGGUUAGUGUUGUGAUGCCUUUAAAAGGUUUUGGGGAGCAUAAUUUACAUAAUUGGAGAAGUCAGAUCACAUCUCUCUAUGGUGGUCCUUUAGAGUUUCUUUUUGUAGUGGAAAGCACUGAAGACCCUGCUUACCGUGCAAUAUCCCUAUUAAUAUCAGACUUUAAGGAUGAUAUUGAUGCUAAAAUUAUCAUGGCUGGUUUAUCAACAACUUGUAGUCAGAAAAUUCAUAACCAGUUGGUUGGGGUAGAGAAUAUGCAUAAAGAGAGCAAAUAUGUAUUAUUUCUGGAUGAUGAUGUUAGGCUGCACCCUGGGUCAAUCGGAGCCCUCACUGCUGAAAUGGAGAAAAAUCCUGAGAUAUUUAUUCAAACUGGAUAUCCUCUUGACUUGCCUUCUGGAAGUUUAGGGAGUUAUUGUAUUUAUGAAUACCAUAUGCCUUGCUCAAUGGGCUUUGCAACUGGUGGGAAAACAUUUUUCCUAUGGGGAGGUUGCAUGAUGAUGCAUGCUGACGAUUUUAGACAAGACCGUUAUGGCGUGGUGUCGGGACUUCAAGAUGGUGGAUAUUCUGAUGAUAUGACUCUUGCAGCAAUUGCUGGAGCUCACAAGAGGCUCAUUACAUCACCUCCAGUUGCUGUGUUUCCUCAUCCCCUUGCAAGUGAUCUUAGUUUCUCAAGGUAUUGGAAUUACUUGAGGAAGCAAACAUUUGUUUUGGAAUCAUACACAACAAGGGUUAAUUGGUUAAUGAAUAAAGCACUAUUUUCUACCCAUUGCUAUCUGUCAUGGGGAUUUGUUGCACCAUACUUUAUGGCCAUGAUUCAUGUUGCGGCAGCAUUACAAAUUUACAUCAAAGGAUAUUCAUAUGAUGAAACAACCUGUACUUCCAGAGGAUUGUUACUUGUAAGCUGCCUAACUGUAUGUACCUUUGCCGAACUUCUUUCUAUGUGGAACUUGACAAGGGUAGAAGUUCACUUGUGCAACAUGUUAUCUCCUGAGGCACCACAACUCUCACUUCGUACUUACAACUGGGUCAUGGUAUUUAUUGCACUGCUGGUGGAUAACUUUCUAUAUCCUAUCUCUGCCAUGCGUUCACAUUUUUCUCAGUCUAUCAAUUGGUCUGGUAUCAGAUAUCACUUGAAGAAUGGAAAGAUAAGCAAGAUUGAAAGAAAGAAGGAAAAGGGUCCAAUUUUUACAGACUUGGGAGGGAAGCAUUUGUAUGGGAAGAAGGGAGCUCCUCCUAAAGCCUCAUUCCUCAGUUCUUUGGCCAGAAGUUUAGAUCAAUGGCGUCAACCCAAGAAAUACGAUGUCUAGACUCUAGAGAUUGGCUUCAGCAUAGAAAAUCAUCUCAUGAUUUUGCCAUCUUUUGAAGUUCAAUAGGCAGCAAACAACGUAGAAAGCAAAGAUUUGUGGAUUAUUUGGUCUUUCAAUAUUGAUUGAUUUUAGAAGAUCUAGGAAUUUUUUCACCGCCCCAUUUUUUUCUAAAUCCCUUUUAAAUCAAUUUUAUUCUUCAUUGUCAACGCCGCCGUGUGUUGGGUCUGGUUUUGUAUUUUGUAUCGGUUUCGUUUUGUAUUUUGUAUUCAUAUACACAUUGAAAUUCAAAUGCGAGACAGUAGUGUUGUGGUCUUCUGUUGUAUUUUCAGCGGUGGUGUUUUUGUAGUACGGAUUCAAAAUGCCAUCUACCGUGAUAAUCUUGUUGCA
Messenger RNA from Rubroshorea leprosula, 2202 nucleotides. Lineage: Eukaryota; Viridiplantae; Streptophyta; Magnoliopsida; Malvales; Dipterocarpaceae. The record is from the annotation of a GenBank genome assembly.